Messenger RNA from Thunnus maccoyii (southern bluefin tuna), 2437 nucleotides. It is a transcript of the gene ak7b, whose product is annotated as adenylate kinase 7b. Gene Ontology annotation, biological process: nucleobase-containing compound metabolic process. Gene Ontology annotation, cellular component: cytoplasm. The transcript has 18 exons. Gene Ontology annotation, molecular function: ATP binding; AMP kinase activity. Lineage: Eukaryota; Metazoa; Chordata; Actinopteri; Scombriformes; Scombridae. The record is from RefSeq and is a predicted model, not a curated record. Bases 241 to 2346 code for a protein of 701 amino acids.
AGUUGUCAGUUUUAUGUUAAAAUCUCAACCCUCGUGUAUUUUGUAAUGUCUGGAAGCGAAAAUUAUAUUUCAUAUGUGUCUCUGUAGAUUUCUUCAAUUUUACUUCAUAAAGAUAGUUUAUAAAAUACACUUUUAUUUAAAAUCUGCCGUGUGGUCUGUCCAUGAUAUCACACCGCUAGAGCUCAUCUCCAUGGCAACGGGACAUCAACAACACCUGCUAACAGUGUUAUAUUAGCUAAUAUGGCGGAGAUGACGAUGGAAAAAGCCAAACAUACACCUAAACGAGUUUUUAUCAACAACAUAGACUCAUACGCGUCCAAAUGUAUUGCCAAGUUUUUGUCGGAGUGUGUGGCUGGAGCUCCUGCUGCCUCUGAUGGAGAGAUGGAGACUGAGGAAGAGGAGGAGAGGAUGAUAGCAGGAGCUUUUCAGAUUGUUGGAACAGUUUCUGACAGGUCUGAGGAGGACAGACCUUAUAUGCAGGAGGAGUACUUUCAACUGAACAGGGAUGAGCUUCUUCCAAAACUGAUGGAGUGUGAUGUUAUCAUCUACAACAUUACCCAGCAUGCCGAUCAAGUAGAAGAGGCCCUCUGGGCUGUUUCAGCCCUCCACAACAAAAUUGGCAAUUUUACUGGACAGAAGACAUUCAUCCUCGUCUCUACGGUGAUGACCUGGGCAUGCAGCAAGCCAGUCAACUUCGAUGAUCUGGAGCUUCCUUUCACUGAUGAGGAUUUCAGGAGAAGAAGAGCACAUCCCAACUUCAAACAACACAUUGACCUGGAGAAGAGGGUGGUCAAAAUGGGCAAAACUGACAGAUCAUUGUUCUCUACAUACGUGGUGGCAUCAGGACUUCAGUACGGGAUGGGAGAGCAGGUCUUCCACUUUUUUUUCAAGAUGUCGUGGCUGGGCAAAGAAAAUGAAAUACCUGUGUUUGGAGAGGGCAACAACAUCGUUCCCAUGAUUCACAUCAAUGACCUGGCAAGUGUGAUUCAGAACGUAAUUGAGCAUCAGCCCAAGCCAUACUACCUGCUAGCUGUGGACUAUUCCAACAACACCAUGAAGGACAUUGUGAAGGCAGUUGUCUCUGCGCUUGGACCAGGAAAGAUCCAGAAAAGGGCAUUUGAGGAAGCCUUCCUCACACAGGACUUGAGUGUGAUGGAAAUUGAUUCCAUGUGUAUUAACCUUCGUAUGGAGGCUGUACACCUAAAGGAACUGUUCUCCAUCCGCUGGGUGUGUGAGUCUGGUCUGUUGGACAACAUAGAGCUGGUGGUGGAGGAGUACCGACAGACCAGAGGACUGCUGCCCAUCCGUGUGUGUGUCCUGGGUCCUCCUGCUGUGGGGAAGAGCACAGUGUCCAAAGAGAUCUGUGAACACUACAAGCUCCAUCACAUCAGACUGAAGGAAACCAUCUCUGAGACCAUCUCAAAACUGGAGGAUGCUGUGAGGAAUGCUGAUCCAGAUGCAGAGGAUGAGAACUCUGCAGCUGAAGCCCAGGAGCUGCUGGGCAGCCUGAGAGACAGUAUGGAGCAGAACGCAGGACUGUUGGAUGAGCAGCUGUUGGUGAAGGUGAUGAAGGACAAGCUGAUGUCUAAACCCUGCAGAAACCAGGGUUUUGUUCUGGACGGCUUUCCCAAGACAUAUGAACAAGCUAAAGAACUCUUCUAUGCUGAAGAUCAUGAGUCAGAAGAUGGAACAUCGCAGAUUUCCUCAUACAACAAGAAGAUUAUGCCAGAGUUUGUGCUGUGUCUGGAUGCGUCAGACGGCUUCCUGAAGGAUCGGGUGAUGAACCUGCCUGAGAGGCUGGUGCAGGAGUACAACUAUGAGCAGGAGCACUUCCUGCAACGGCUGGAUGGAUACAGAGAGAAAAAUACAGAAGAUGAAACAGUUGUCAACUACUUUGAUGAGCUGGACAUCAGCCCUCUGUACCUGGAGAUCACCAGUGAUGAUGAACCUGACAGCCUGCUACUGAUGCAGAAGAUCUUUGACGUGGUGGGCCAACCCAGGAACUACGGCCCCAGCAGCCAGGAGGUGCAGGAGGAGGAGAUGAGGAAGGCUGAACAGAGGAUUAAGAGAGAGGCUCAGGAGAAAGCUGAGGAGGAGCGGAGGGAGGUGGAGGAGGCUGGGCAGAGGGCUGCACGCUGGGAGGAGUGGUGUAAAGGUUUAGAGGAGGCGAGGCAGCAGGAGGAGGAGCUGCUGGAGGCUCAGUCAGUCCCAAUGAGGAACUACCUGAUGGAGCACGUCAUGCCCACUCUGACCCAGGGCCUGAUCGAGUGCUGCACAGCCCGGCCACAGGACCCCGUGGACUUCCUGGCGGAGUAUUUGACAAAGAACAACCCCUUAAACUACUGACAGUAGAGACAAGUUGUUGUGGUCGCACCAUACAUGAUUUACAGGAAACACAAAUGAAAAAGACUGAAACAAAAGACUUUCUUCCUCUUGA